AUGGCGGAUGAUCUGGUUUCGAGAUAUGCAAAUCUUAAUUUGGAAGAUGAGGAAAAUGGAGUUGUGGACUUAGGAGCCACUGAUGCUCUGCCUAUGAACGAUAAAUUUAAUCUUCUGCUAAUUGGGAAGGUUAUGAUUGAUAGACCAUAUAACGUUGAUGCUUUCAAGGCUACGAUAACGAAAGUAUGGGUGUUGACUAAUGAGAUUGUAAUUAGGGUUCUUGGCCCUAAUUUAUAUGCAUUCCUAUUAUUUCAUUGGCGUGAUAAGGAGAAAGUGUUGUCGGGUAGGCCGUGGUGCUUUGAUAAUAUGUUGAUUGUGAUCAAAGAGGUGGAGGGGGACGAACAACCUGAGCGUAUAGCCCUAUGCCACUCACCUUUUUGGGUCAGGAUUAAAUUUCUCCCGUUCAAUUGCAGAUCAGAUACGGAUGUGAAGGAGAUUGCGUGGAACCUUGGGGAGGUGUUGGAGAUUGAAGAAGACAAGUUGCGGCUAGAUAGAUUUCGAAGGGUUAAGGUGAUGAGUAAUGUGAACAAGCCGUUGCGUAGGUGCCAGAAAAUUCGAGACAAGGCUGGAAAGGAAAUUAUAUUGUUGUGGAAUUUGCCUAUGAGAGAUUGA
Chenopodium quinoa (quinoa) is the source of this 612-nucleotide messenger RNA. RefSeq lists its product as uncharacterized. Lineage: Eukaryota; Viridiplantae; Streptophyta; Magnoliopsida; Caryophyllales; Amaranthaceae. The record is from RefSeq and is a predicted model, not a curated record. The transcript has a single exon. Bases 1 to 612 code for a protein of 203 amino acids.